AUGCAAUCAAACAAUUCCUCCUCAUCGAGCAAGUCCAGCAUGGACUCACCCCUCGAAGUGCCUCUCCUCCCCCACGAGCGCCUUCAACCCCCUUCAUCGCCGCACCUUACGCCCCUCCGCCCAGCCCGCCACUUGCCCCUUGACUCGAAUGACUCGAGCGACUCCAAGUCUUCAGGAUCGUUCCCCUUCCCCGACAUGAAACAAUCUGAUAGACCUAGCUCUUCAAGCUACGACAGCAACGAGACCAUCGGCAUCCCUCUUCUCCCACACGAGCAGCUCACCUCGCCCUGGGCCUCCAUGUCGUCCUCGGGAUCCCCAUCAUCAUCGUCGACUUCGACGACGAAGAGGACACGGAUGCGUAAAAACAGGCAUCGCCCCAACCCCCUUCUCCUCGAGCGAGUGCAGCAUGCACAACAUGCACCUAUGCUGGAGCCUGAAACCCAGUAUGAACAAGGUUCGUGGUUCCCUCCUUCCUCCCCCUCCUGCUCUCCCACUGGUACUACUACCACCAUCCUUCCACCUGACCAUCAGCGCCAUCGUGGAGAGUUCUGUGCCUCGCCCGAGCCAAUGACUCCCGCCGAAGAUCAGGUACGUCGUUCACUCCGUCCGUUGUUUGACAUGGAAAUUUUCGGUAACAAAGCGAGUGAUCAAGGAUUCGGUGCCUGCGCGAACAAUGAAAGCGAGACGGACAUCAUCGCCAGUCUUGAAGAGGGGUACUUGCCACCCACACUAAAGACUCAGACCCAUGACGAGGAAGAGUACACAAUGAAGAGGAGUGAGAGUCUUGUUUCGUUCAAGGAUCUCCAUAUUCCUGAACCAAAGGCUCCGGCUUCGAUGGUGAUCACGACUCUCAAGAGGCGAGUGAGUUAUGCCUGCGAGACUGCCACCGAGUUGGUUAAAGGCUCCCGGGCGGCGGCUACGACCAGUGCUUUUGUAGGGGAUGUUUUCGAAUACCUGAUCAAGAAGGGCUUUUAG
This is a messenger RNA of Neurospora hispaniola, 975 nucleotides long. RefSeq lists its product as uncharacterized. Bases 1 to 975 code for a protein of 324 amino acids. Lineage: Eukaryota; Fungi; Ascomycota; Sordariomycetes; Sordariales; Sordariaceae. The transcript has a single exon. The record is from RefSeq and is a predicted model, not a curated record.